AUGGCUCCCCCAAGUUCCUCCCCAUGGGGCGCGGCGGAGGCGCCCAAUAGCAUGAAUGGCACCCGCGCCCAGCUGCUGCACGCCGCCUUUGUGCUGUCACGAAUAUGGCCUCAGGAUGGGGGUCCAGCGCGGACAGCGCGGCUGGCCGCGGCCGUCGUCGAGAGCACCGACCUCUCGUCCGCGACAGAGCCUGCGCCCGAGCUCGUAGCCGCCUCCAGCGAGCAGCAGCAGCACAUCCGCUCCGAUAGCGUCGGGUCCGCCGUCACGUACGACGACGAGGCGCUCGAUGCCUGCCCGGCGAUGAUCCGUCGCGACAUGGAGUUUUUCCAGGCGCGGCUGCGACGGGCGUCGUCGUCGUCUUCGUCUUCGUCGUUGUAG
Messenger RNA from Lasiosphaeria miniovina, 378 nucleotides. RefSeq lists its product as uncharacterized. Bases 1 to 378 code for a protein of 125 amino acids. The transcript has 2 exons. Lineage: Eukaryota; Fungi; Ascomycota; Sordariomycetes; Sordariales; Lasiosphaeriaceae. The record is from RefSeq and is a predicted model, not a curated record.